Molecule: messenger RNA, 5392 nt
Organism: Gadus chalcogrammus (walleye pollock)
Lineage: Eukaryota; Metazoa; Chordata; Actinopteri; Gadiformes; Gadidae
Gene: brd2b
Product: bromodomain containing 2b
Exons: 10
Coding region: 1856-3850 (664 amino acids)
Biological process (GO): chromatin remodeling; regulation of DNA-templated transcription
Cellular component (GO): nucleus; chromatin
Source: RefSeq, a predicted model, not a curated record
AAGCUUCGAUGGCAGAAGCUUUCGAAGCUUCGGCGGAUUGUGCUCAGCUCCGGGAGUACAAUCCCUUUCUCUUCCAUGUCUCCUUCUCCGGACUGCUCUGGUGGAGAAAGGGAUUGCACUCCAGGAGCUGAGCUGCCGAGCUCCCCCCGUCGGAGCUGCUCGUCCGCUGGUCCACAAAAUCUUAGCUAUGCUCAGCUUGGAGGGGGGUGGGGAAUAGGGAUGGCGAGAAUGUAAAAUAUUCUUGACCGGCCACCGAGCCUCAUUAACCGGUAACCGGUUAACCGAUCAGAUUAAAAUGUGCAAUUUGAAAUAACAGCCUUUUCGAGCCGCGCCAGCCUCCUGCUAUUUCGUGACUCUGCUUUUCUCGCUCCCGUUUGGCCUCCGACUCACACACACACACCCCCUCCGAGUGAGAGGCAGUGGCUCUAACCGCGGCACGACCUGUGUUUGAAUUGAAACACGAGGCAUGCUUACUGCAAGUUGACCGUGUGUACUGUAGAGAGCGGGCUCGAACGCCCACAAUGGUCUGAGAUAGGGCUGGGCGAUAUGACGAUAUCAUACCGUGGACGAUAUGAAAGUGUGUACCGGGAGAGAUUUGGCCAUAUCGUUUAUACCGAGAGAGAGAAAAAAAAAAAAUUGCACUGCACUGACUGAAGCAAGGCAGGUGGGAGACUCACCUGUUAACUUGAAAGAAAAUCUCAUUUGUAUUGAAGAAACAGUUCUAUUUUUACCACCAGCUAUUUGCACAGCACAUAACUUUAUUUUAUAAGUGUAUAAUUAGUAUUUAAAAUAUUUGUGUGAUGCUGUGAUUUUUAUUUUAUAUUACACUGCACUGACUGACAGCCAGGCAGGUGUGAAGCACACCUUUAAAAAAGGAAAAGUUAUUUGUAUUGAAAAAACAGUUCAAUGUUUACAAGAUGUUUGCACUAUAUGACACUGCAGUUAAUGACAGAUUGUUCGCUACUUACUCCUUUGUAAGCAUGGAAAUUCAAGUUCAAAAUAAAAGAAAAAACGGAUCAAAUGUGAAGUAUGGUUAUUUUAAGCCAUUUAUUAUUUUAAUUUACUUCAAAAAUACCAUAUCGUGAUAUAUAUCCAUAUCGUGAUAUAAAAUUACUCAUAUCGUGAUAUAAGAUUUUGUCCAUAUCGCCCAGCCCUAGUCUGAGAUGGCGCGGACCUGGUUAAGACCCUGCGCAGGAUUCAACAGGGGCCAAUCGGAAGAGGGCAGUGUUAGGAGCUCAUUUGCAUUGCAGCAUGCAAUGCAUUUAAGAAAAUGACAGCUCCGAAGAGACACCGCUUGUUUAGUUUGGAGGAGAUGGAAAAAUUGAGGUUGGGGAUAAUUUUUUUCACUUCACACAAAAAGAUCUUGGAAUGAGAUGGCUAACUGUAGUCUUAUAGCGUUUAGUCUACUGUCCAUAAUAAUUUAGAGAUGAUAUUCCCCGCCGCUGGCAUGCGAGAAUAAUUAAGACUUGAGGAGAGAUUGAACAGUGGGCUAGAGACGCGGUGUCCAUCCAACUUCCAAUAAGUCACCUCAUCUGAUUAUUUUUUUUUUCUUCUUUUUUUUCGGUUAACGUUGAGACGGUCCACCAUCGGUCAUCAGUUAACAACCCUAGUUGGGAAGUGGGAGGGAAUAUUCAAAUGUGCUCCCUUCCUACAUAGGUGGGGGCGGCGAAACUGACUCGCUCGUUUGUAGUGGUGCAACGGUUCACGGAUAACCUGUGAUCCGUACGGAUCAACCCUCACGGUUCGGGAAGCAAGUGAUCCAUGGAUCGGCUGAUAAAGAAAAGAAAAAAAUAAGUUGUGCAUUCACGUGAUCAGCGCAUAAAGGACAAUUCCGCCCACGGAUGACAUUGUUCUGAUGGCCCAGUCCUUGGAGAAGAUCUUCCUCCAGAAGGUGGCCCAGAUGCCCCAGGAGGAGAUCGAGCUGGCACCCCCAACCCAGCGCACCAAGGCGGGCCGGGGCAAAGGUCGCAAGUCCAGUGCAUCCAGAGCACACCAGGUCCCGGCUGUGUCCCAGUCCCUCUACUCCCCCUCCUCCUCGGACACAGAGUCCCUGCAAGCCAGCUCCCCCCACCCCGUGCUCACCAAGAGCCUGCCCCCUCCCACCAUCAUGGGCAUGCCCCCCACGCAGCCCACCACCAAGAAGAAGGGCGUGAAGCGGAAGGCGGACACCACCACCCCCUCCACCAUGGGGCUGCCCGUCGGGCUGUCGGCCGGUGCCCGCAUGGUGGGCCUGGGGAAGGGCGGGCACGGGGGCCAGAUCCACGACUCCUCCCCGCUCACCCUCUCCUCCCUGGGGGGCAUGAGCAUGGACGCCGGCGGGCCCGUCCUGGGCAUGGUGCGGGGCCCCGGCGGCGGGCCCGUCCUGCUCCAGCCCAUGAUGGUGAGCGCGGCGGCGGCGGCCCGCCGGGUGGGCAGCGGCCGGCCCAUUAAGCCCCCCAAGAAGGACCUGCCGGACUCCAUCCAGCUGCAGCCGGCGCGCCGCGGCAAGCUGAGCCCCCAGCUGCGGCACUGCAGCGGGCUGCUGAAGGACAUGCUGUCCAAGAAGCACGCCGGCUACGCCUGGCCCUUCUACAAGCCCGUGGACGCCACCGCCCUCGGUCUCCACGACUACCACGACAUCAUCAAGUACCCCAUGGACCUCAGCACAGUCAAGAGGAAGAUGGACUGCAGGGAGUACAGGGACGCCCAGCAGUUUGCUGCUGACAUCCGACUCAUGUUCUCCAACUGCUACAAGUACAACCCCCCCGACCACGACGUUGUGGGGAUGGCCCGCAAGCUGCAGGACGUGUUUGAGUUCCGCUUCGCCAAAAUGCCGGACGAGCCCCACACGGACCGCCCCGCCAUGUCUAUGAGUGGCCACCCUUCGUCGUCGUCGUCGUCCUCUUCCUCCUCCACCUCGUCCUCCUCCUCCUCUUCGUCCGAGAGCGAGCCCAGCACCGAGAGCGAGGACAGCGAGAGCAGCUCCGACAGCGAGGAGGAGCGAGCACACCGAUUAGCUGAGCUCCAGGACCAGGUGUGCACCCAGCUGCGUGCGGUCCACGAGCAGCUGGCCGCACUCUCCCAGGGGCCCAUGGUGAAGCCCAAGAAAAAGAAGGAGAAGAAAGAGAAGAAGGAGAAGAAGAAGAGGAAGAAGCCGGAGAAGAGGAGUCGAGCAGUGAAGGUGAAGGCGGAGGCGGAGGAGUGGAAGAUGCCGGGAAAGGCCCCCAAAAGCAAGUCCACCAAAGGAGGGGCCGCCACGGUGGGGAAGAGGGGCCCGGGCAAGAAGAGCAACAAGAACAGCAAGACCUCUAAGAAGGCCUUCUUUGCCCCGCCGCCACCCUCCUCCAUGCUCCCCCACUACGACUCGGAGGAGGAGGAGGAGAUCGUGCCCAUGUCGUACGACGAGAAGCGCCAGCUGAGCCUGGACAUCAACAAGCUGCCGGGGGAGAAGCUGGGCCGUGUGGUGCACAUCAUCCAGGCCCGGGAGCCGUCCCUGAGGGACACCAACCCCGAGGAGAUCGAGAUCGACUUCGAGACGCUCAAGCCGUCCACACUGAAGGAGCUGGAGCGCUACGUCAUGACGUGUCUGAGGAAGAAGCCGCGCAAGCCCUACACUAAGAAGGCGAGCAGUGGCAAAUCCAAAGAGGAGCUGACUCUGGAGAAGAGGCAGGAGCUGGAGAGGAGACUUCAGGAUGUUAGUGGACAGCUCAACUCUGGCAAGAAGCCUGCCAAACCCAAGGCGGAGAAGCCGAGCAACGUGGAGCCCAACAGCCAGCCGUCACGCCUCAGCGGCAGUAGCUCCAGUUCAGACUCCUCCUCGUCCUCUUCCUCCUCGUCUUCCUCAGACACCAGUGAUUCCGACUCGGGUUGAGGCUGUGGCUGCACCCCAGUGAGGACUCUCACAACCACUCCCCCCGCCCCAAAGAACGCUCAGGGACACGGGCUGGCCCAGGACACACGAUGCACCCUGACAUAGUAGUGGGCCCAGACGACCGCCUUGCGGCACACCUUAGCCGGAGCAGGCCAAGGAGGCCGUCGUCAACAGGAUGUUGGGGAGGGGAGGGGAGGCCGUUUGGAGGCAGGAGUGGAACUAAGUAAGAAUUCUGUAUGUAUAAUCGUAGAAACCCGAAAACACAAAAUGCCUUGGUUCUCCCUCCCUUUUCCCGUGUGUGUGCGCGUGCGUGUGUAAUUAGACGUAUAAGUGUAUGUUUCUUUUAUAAAGAACACUUUUAUUGUGCUCGCAUCAAAGUAGGAUGGUGAUGUUGGGAAUACGCUCAGUUCGGAGCUGUACUCCUCUCCAAACCCACCCCUUCUGACGUUUACUGUCCCCAACAUCUGUUGGUGGAUAGUUUUGAAAGCAGUUUGGCAGUGCCCUCAUUGGAGUUUUGAUCCGUCCAUCAAUCCUCUCUGUGGUGUGGAGCAGCAAAACAGCUAAUUAAAGGAAGCCGUGGGGAGGGAUUUAUUUGUUCCUUGCCUUGUUUUGGUAAAAAAUAUUUUGACCGAUUUUGUUUUUGGUUGCAUUUUCCUUUGUCCUUUCUGCUUAUUCGUAGACAUUCUGUCUGGCACUAAAUAGGCUGCUUGUAUAGGUUUUACUUUACAUUUUAAACGCUACCCCCAUUUGUCUUUCGGUGUUAAAAAAAAAUAUACAGUGGUUCUGUAGGACUGAAGUUUUAUGGGGUGUAGUGUAAGCAACUUUAGUUGUUUAGAUAUUUAAAAAAAAAAAGCAAACAAUAUCUGAUCACUCUGAACAUUUAUAAAGACAGUAUUAUUGAUCAGCGAUCGGUACAUUGAAUUCACAACUUUUUCUCUUCCAUCUUAAAAAGCAAUCCUUAACAAAUCGCUUUGUUUCGCCAUUUCCUCACGUUCCUUUGGCGUACUUUUGCUCUGAACCUUUGCUUUAAUCAGAAGAUGUUACUGUGUGCUUCUGUUUUGUCACUUGAAAGUAUAUAUAGUGCUGAAUCUAUCAGAAAGUACUGUAGACAGUUUAACUUAUACAUAUAUAUAUUUAUAUGACCUGAUUUUUGUGUAAAGUACUUUAUAAAUAAUACUCGACAUUAGUGCACUUAAAGUGUUGAAACUUUCUUUGUGGAAUGUUUUUGUUUUUUAAAAGCUUGCCACUCGUCGGGAAGGCAGGCCAGCUUCACUGGGUGGAGACGGAACUACGCACAAACACCUUAUAGACCCUGCAUUGUAAAGAAAAAAGAUAUAUAUAUCGUUGAAUGUUCCCUAAAAGAUACUUUACUUGUGUAUAUAUACUUGCACUAUGUGUCGCGGUUUUUGAAGUGUGUCUUUUCCGUGUUCAUACUGUCCUUUUUGUUCUCCUCAAGAGGUUUUCUAGUCGGUGGUUGACUAGGUGGCCACCGCUCAGAUACAUCACUUUCCUUCGAGAACUCUGUAUAUUAAAAUAAUCUCU